AUGGAUAUCAGGGGAAGUGAGAGAAAGAAGCACUUCGUGCUAGUCCAUGGGGCUUGCCACGGAGCUUGGUGCUGGUUCAGAGUGGCCACCCUCCUCGAGUCCUCAGGCCACAAGGUCACUGCCUUGGACUUGGCUGCUUCAGGGGUCCAUCCAAAGCAACCCCAAGAUUUGGAGUCCAUUGCGGAGUAUGUGGAGCCACUUUUGGAGUUCUUGGGGGGGCUUGGUGAAGGAGAGAGGGUAGUUCUGGUAGGGCAUAGCAUGGGUGGGCUUGUCCUAUCAAUGGCCAUGGAGAGAUUUCCGGAGAAUAUAGCUGUUGCUGUGUUUGCUGCUGCUGUCAUGCCUGGCCCUGACCUUACCUAUCACUCCAUCCUUGAAGAGCAUUCUCGCAGAGUGGAAUAUAAUAUGGAUCCAAUGUACCGGUUUGAUGAUGGCCCUGAACAGGCUCCAACCUAUAUAUCUUUUGGUUACAACUUCCUGGCUUCUAAGGUCUAUCAACUCUCCCCACCUGAGGACUUGACAUUAGCGUCCUACUUAGGGAGGCCAUUUCGUCUCUGUCCUGAUCAAGACAAGAUGAAGGAAGAAAUAGCAGUCACCAGAGGCAAAUAUGGCUUGGUUCGUCGAGUUUACAUCGUGUGCGACCAGGACCUUCUACUAAUGGAAGGCUUGCAGAGAUGGAUGGCGGAGAGGAACCCGCCAGAUGAAGUAAAGGUGAUCUCGGGCUCGGAUCACAUGGUCAUGUUCUCUAAGCCACUAGAGCUCUGUGCUUCCCUUGAAGAGAUUGGGCGACAUUACUGUUCUUGA
Messenger RNA from Eucalyptus grandis, 801 nucleotides. RefSeq names its product probable esterase PIR7A. NCBI's taxonomy places the organism in Eukaryota, Viridiplantae, Streptophyta, Magnoliopsida, Myrtales, Myrtaceae. Bases 1 to 801 code for a protein of 266 amino acids. The transcript is spliced from 3 exons. Gene Ontology annotation, molecular function: methyl salicylate esterase activity; methyl jasmonate esterase activity; methyl indole-3-acetate esterase activity. Gene Ontology annotation, biological process: jasmonic acid metabolic process; salicylic acid metabolic process. The record is from RefSeq and is a predicted model, not a curated record.